UUUUAAACUAAACUUUCCCCCAAAUCCCCCCGCCAUUCACAGUCACAGACAAAGCUUCUCUAACAAUCUCCUUUCUUCUUCUGGCGUCUUCACCACAACCACAAUACUACCCGUACAGUAACCACCCUACCUACCGUAAUGGAAAGCAAUGGAUAAAGCUGAACCACCGAAACACACAACUAUGGUGACAAAAUCAUCAAUCAAGAGAAAACCCUUGGCCAAUCUCACUAACAUCGUUCGUAACCCUAACCACACCUUCCAAUCGAAACCUGUAUCUUCUACAGCCUCUGAUUCAAGUAUCGGAUCCACUCAGAACCACCCGAUUAAACCUCCUACACUCACCACAGAUCAUUUGGUUGGUGAUGAGAAUCAAACAACACAAGCUCGAACACGCAGCUCACAGAAUACUAAGAGCAAAACACCUGCUGCUGUCCCCUUUUAUCAGACAUCUUCUCUGGGAAGAAAGACGAACGUGAAAGAAGGAUCUGUGUCUAUUUGUUCUUCAACAAUGAAUAAAAUCAAGGAUCAGGGGAAGAUAAAUCAGUCCCGUUUGGUUAAAACGAUUAAUGAUGGGAAGAAGAUAUCAGCGGCCCCUCAUAACUCUUCAAUGGAGAAGAAUAAGGACAAUAGAAAGUCAACUGAUGUGUCAUUAAGUGUUCAUCUUAUGAAGAACACAAAUAAUAGCACAGACAAAGAUAAAGAUAAAGGGAAGGACAAUAGAAAGUCAUCUGGUGUACCAUUAAGUGGUCAACUUAUAAAGAACACAAAUAAUAGCAUGGUCAAAGAUAAAGGGAAGGAAAAUAGUAACUCGGGUCUUAUGAUGUCUGAUUCUUUGAUGAAGAGAAAGGAUAAAGGAAAGGCGAUUGCUGAGCCACUUGACUAUCCUUCUAGAAAGAAGUUAAAGUAUGACAUGAUGGGAUUCGGUGGUCCCCUUAAAGGGGUGGUAAUUAAGGAGAGAGAGGGCACGGUUACGGGUUCUGGUAGUGUUAAUAUUGGUCAAAAGGAUAAAGGGAAGGGGGUUUCUACUUCUAUUAGUUACUAUGCUCUGGAGAAGAAGGAUCAACAAAGUAGCUGUCCACCUAUUUUAAGGACCACAAGCAAAAGGAGUGGUGUUGAUGAAACAGAUGAUGUAUUGCACUCUAAGCUACAAACUGAACCUCCUCCCAAUAAAAAGAAAAAGAGAUGCUCAACAAAGGAAAUUGACGAAGCAUACGCGUUACCAAAAGAAUUUGUGGAGCAACAGAGGGCUUACUUUAAAGAGAUUGAUGACUUUGAACUAGAAGUAGAGGAGGUCUGACUUUAUUACUUAGGUAGGACUUCCUAACCUGUUUCAGUUUAUUGUAUAGUCACACUUCAAAACUUAUCAAAAUAUCAUAUGCUUGGCUAGUACUUUGACUUAAAGAUGAGGUUGUGUAUUGACAUGUAACAUCUGGUGAUUAGGUUUAUAAAGAGGUUGUUCAUAUACUGUACCGGUAA
This is a messenger RNA of Helianthus annuus (common sunflower), 1476 nucleotides long. RefSeq lists its product as uncharacterized. NCBI's taxonomy places the organism in Eukaryota, Viridiplantae, Streptophyta, Magnoliopsida, Asterales, Asteraceae. The transcript has 4 exons. The coding region runs from base 149 to 1297 and encodes 382 amino acids. The record is from RefSeq and is a predicted model, not a curated record.